This is a messenger RNA of Pygocentrus nattereri (red-bellied piranha), 5996 nucleotides long. RefSeq names its product sperm antigen with calponin homology and coiled-coil domains 1-like a (gene specc1la). The record is from RefSeq and is a predicted model, not a curated record. Gene Ontology annotation, molecular function: protein binding. Lineage: Eukaryota; Metazoa; Chordata; Actinopteri; Characiformes; Serrasalmidae. Bases 310 to 3678 code for a protein of 1122 amino acids. Gene Ontology annotation, cellular component: filamentous actin; microtubule organizing center. Gene Ontology annotation, biological process: actin cytoskeleton organization. The transcript is spliced from 17 exons.
AAUUAGCUCUUGUAUCAGUGGUGCUGGGGGCGCUGGGGGUCAGUCGACACUUUUUGAGACGCAAAAGCGGCGAAGCUGCCAACGCCAGAGUAAGACGCGAGUUUAAGCAGGGAGGGAGGCGGUCGCUUGGUUUUGGAGACCGGGAGGGGGCGCUCUUUCACCCUUAAGCAGCUAACAGAGACUCGAGACCCAGACACACCAACAGGACAAGUCCGCGCGUUCCACCAGAUUUCAGCGAAGAUAUCCCCCCUUUUUAAGACUACCGUGAAGUGGCGGCCGUUACGGAGGUAUAAAUGCAUCAAGCACAGUAUGAAGAAAGCAAGCAGGCCCGUGGUGACUAAGGCAGCAAGUGGUGGAGGGAAAGCAGAUGGGAUAACAACAGGGCUGUCUGCAGGAAAAACUUCUACAAAGAGCUGCAGCACACAUCCACUGUCUAAGGUUAAAAGCAGUGAUGAUCUACUAUCUGCUAUGGCUGGAGGCUCAGCAGGGAACAGCAGCAGUGUUGCCAGAAGCAGAAAGAGUACUCUGGCAGGCACAAAUAACACCGAGAACAAGGCCAAGACUGUCUCAGGCUCUUCUGCUAAACGUGCCUCCUCUGCAACCUCUAAAGAGCCAAGUUCAAGUCGUGAUCGUUUACGCAGCUCUAGAACAUCCAGCAGCAAGAAGCUGUCGUGCACAGGCUCAGCUGAUGGGGUUCUUCCCAAGCGCUGUUGCCUUCCGGCCCAGGUGUUAGACUCAGAGAGUCGCAUGAACAAAUCCAAGUCUGACAGGCUUCUUGGUGACAAGUUGGCCCUGGAGACCAAAAUGAAGGAUCUCUUAGGUCUUGCUAAGAGCAAAGACUUGGAAAUUCUGCAGCUACGGAUUGAGCUGCGAAAUAUGAGGAUCCAGCUGGGACUGCCUGAGGAGGAAGAGAUGGAUAAGAAACCACCAGAGCAUGAGACAACAGCGUUGAUCAUGGCAGCAGAUGUAGAGUCCAAACUGCUUCUCCUGCAGGAACAAAAUCAAGCAAUUCGUGGAGAACUGAAUUUCCUAAAGAACGAGAACCGCAUGCUCAAGGACCGUCUCAAUGCCCUAGGCUUCUCUCUGGAGCAGAGAUUGGAUGGAUCUGAAAAGCUGUUUAGCUGUCCUUCCAGUCCUGAACCAUCAUCUUCAGUGGGUGCAAGAGGGCAUGGAGACUGUGAUGCUACCUUGGCAUCAUCAACGGAAUGUUCUGCACCAGGUUCCAUGGAAGACCUUCUAACCAGCGGCCAGUGUAGUGGCUCUACCGACAAUCUGGAUAGUGAAUCGAGUGAGAUGUACCAGGCGGUCACCUCCAGCGAUGAUGCCCUAGAGGCCCCAUCUGGUUGUGGUUCAUCAUGUUCCUCUGAGUCUGAGGGUGGAGCCCCAGCAAGUUGUGACCACUCCCGUAAAAGUAGCAGUGGCAACACCAGCGAGGUGUCUGUGGCCUGCUUGACGGAGCGUAUCCACCAAAUGGAGGAGAACCAGCACAGCACAUCCGAGGAGCUGCAGGCCACACUCCAAGAGCUUGCCGAUUUGCAGCAGAUCACGCAGGAGUUGAAUGGUGAGAAUGAGCGACUGGGUGAAGAAAAAGUGCUGCUCAUGGACUCCCUUUGCCAGCAGAGUGAUAAACUGGAGCACUGCGGCCGGCAGAUUGAGUAUUUCCGCUCACUACUUGAUGAGCACGGUGUAGGUUAUGCAGUUGACGAAGACAUUAAGAGUGGCCGCUACCUAGAGCUAGAGCAGCGUUAUGUGGAGCUGGCUGAAAACGCACGAUUUGAUCGCGAGCAGCUCCUGGGUGUGCAGCAGCAUCUGAGCAACACUCUGAAGAUGGCUGAGCAGGACAACGCAGAAGCACAGGGUGUAAUUGCAGCUCUAAAAGAGCGCAACCACCACAUGGAGAGGCUAGUGGAGACAGAGCGCCAGGAGCGCACUCGCAUAGCUGCUAUGCUGGAGGAAUGCAGAGCAAAAGUGGGCAGCAAUCAAGCUGAGUUGAAUCGCUGCAGGGCCUUGCUAGAGCAGGAGAGACUAAAGGUAGCUGAGCUCUAUUCCAUCCAUAAUGCUGGAGAUAAGAGUAAUAUCCGGCAGCUGCUGGAGAGAGUCAGGUUGGAUAAGGAAGAUGCUGAGGACAAGGUCACCAAGCUGCAGGAUGAACUGGGACACACACGUGCUGAGGUGAUCCGACUGCAGGACACCCUCAAAAAGUUGGAUGGAGAAUACAGGAACUUUCAGAGUGAGGUUCAGAAGGAACUGGUGGAACAGAAGCGAGCUGUAGAGAAACAACGAGGAGAUCUACAGGAGAAAGAAACAGAGAUCGCUGACAUGAAAGAUACCAUCUUUGAGCUAGAAGAUGAAGUGGAGCAGCACAGAGCUGUGAAAUUGCACGACAAUCUCAUCAUCAAUGACCUGGAAAAUUCAGUAAAGAAACUGCAGGACCAGAAGCAUGACAUGGAGAGGGACAUUAAGAUACUACACCGCAGGCUUAGAGAGGAGUCUGCAGAGUGGCGGCAGUUUCAGGCUGAUUUGCAGACAGCUGUGGUUAUUGCCAAUGACAUCAAGUCUGAAGCUCAGGAGGAGAUAGGUGACCUGCGACAUCGCCUGCAAGAGGCCCAAGAGAAGAAUGACAAACUCUGCAAAGAGCUGGAUGAGGUUAAAAACCGAAAACAGGAUGAAGAGCGUGGCCGUGUGUAUAACUAUAUGAAUGCCGUGGAGCGGGAUCUGGCUGCAUUGAGGCAAGGCAUGGGGCUAAGUCAGCGUUCUUCCACCUCCUCUGAGCCCUCACCUACAGUCAAAACUCUUAUCAAGAGCUUCGACAGUGCAUCCCAAGGCCCAGGUGUAAAUGCUUCAGCAGCUGCUGUUGUUGCCGCUGCUGCUGCAACAACCACAGUGCCUGCUACAUCCUUAACACGCAACCCUCUCAGUCCCAGCCCCCUAAAGACCCCCCCUGCAGCUGCUGUAUCACCUAUGCAGAGGCAUUCCAUCACAGGCUCUCUGGCUUCUGCAAAGCCCCUUUCCUCCCUCACAGAAAACAGACCCAGCUAUGCUGACAUCAGCAUGCCAGGUGAGCAUCUACUUCGAACAGCCAGUGGGAGUCGUCCUACCUCUGUUCACCAAAGAGUCUCCAGUUUGGACUCUUCCAAAGCCAUUUCAGUCUCUAGAAGGAGCAGUGAGGAGGCGAAGAAGGAUCUAAAUGUUCCGGACAGUGGGCCCAUCCCUUCUCUAAUGACCUUAAGUUCUGCAGUGUCUUCUCUUUCCCUGCCCUCCUCGUCCCCUACAGCCUCGGUCGCUCCUACAGCACGUAGUCGCCUACGAGAGGAGAGGAAGGAUCCUUUAUCAGCCCUGGCCCGAGAGUAUGGAGGCUCUAAGAGGAAUGCACUAUUGAGAUGGUGUCAGAAAAAGACAGAAGGUUAUCAGAACAUUGAUAUAACCAACUUCAGCAGCAGCUGGAAUGAUGGGCUGGCCUUCUGUGCUGUUCUUCACACAUACCUACCAGCUCACAUACCAUAUCAGGAACUCACUAGCCUGGACAAGAGACGUAACUUCACUCUGGCUUUCCAGGCAGCUGAAAGCGUAGGAAUCAAGUCCACUUUGGAUAUCAAUGAAAUGGUCCAUACUGAAAGACCUGACUGGCAAUGUGUAAUGACAUAUGUCACAGCUAUAUACAAGUACUUUGAGACCUGAGAACGUCGCUUUCUCUGACCAAGCCACUCUGGUCACUGUCUCUGACCACGGUUUUCCAACCAAAUCUACCCCUCGCACUAGUAACUUCAAAAAUAAGGAACUGAGUUGAUGAAAACACUACAUACUGUCCUGUUUUAUGAGUUUGCCAUUUCUGCAUGGGUCCUGUGUAGGUUCCUCAGUUUGGGUGAUGAGAUGGAUUCAGACUACAGAGAUUGUGAGGAACCUGAGUAGCCUUCGUGCCUUGUCCUUUUUUCCACCUUAGCUUUACACACUGUCAAAUGCAGUGUGGAAAUUAGUCAAAGUCAAUCCUUAAAAUGCUUCAGGCUUAAUAAGGGCUUAGAAAGAAAGACCAAAAUGUUCCAGAGCAGAACAGGGAUUGUGAACCACUGAUCAGCCAGGAAAGUACUGGCAUUUUGUUUUUUUUUGUUGUAGGGUGUUUGGUAAUCUGCAUUAAUUACAUAAGACUUUUUAGAAACUGUUGGGCCAGAGUCUAUAAUGAAUCUGACCAUUGCUUAAAACACUACAAUAAGCUUAUGUAUGCUCCCAAGCCAGGUUUACUUUAGUACCCUACUGGAUGAAAUACAUUAUUUGUCCAAAAGUUUAUAGACACCAACUGGUCCAAUGUUUCUUCUGAAAUCAAGCAGCCCACUUGCACCCCUACCCACACCCCCUCCUGCUGUAGUAAUACCCUCUACUCUUCAAGAAUGGCUUUACAUUACAUGUAAGGACACUGCUGAUUUUUAGAAAGUUUUUUUUUUAUUUUUUAAAAAACUUUUAGAGCAAUUUAUCUUAUGUUCAUAUUCAUUUUUACAUUAUAGUAUUAUAAAAAUAAUAAAGUACAGUAAGAGAUAUUUGUUCAUUCAUUUGAACUAGGAAAUAGGAAUAGCGGUUAUAACCCAGUGUCCAGUUAUUUGGACGUGUAAUCAAGUGCGCAUUUAUUUUCUGGCCAAAACAAAACACUAAAAACACGAGGUAACAAAUAACAGUUCAAUUUCCUGUAGCGCUCUUUAAGCCCGAAUAGAUGUGUCGCUGUUUUGUAGGCCGUGUCAUGCCCAAAAUAAGAAACUCCAGAUCUAGGCUGGUUUUGCCUAUGGGAACAAUUAAUGGUAUUUUUUGAAAAACUUGCUUUGUGGUAAACAAAAAAGUUUCAAACCUGAUUUUGCCAUAUGUGUGUUUCACACAAAUGCCAUUGGGUCAUCUGAAUUAUGAGGUCAUUCAUUUACAUCCAAGCUAACACUCCUGCGCUUCAAUUGGGAUUAUAAAGGCCAAUGUAGACUAUGUAAUAACAGUGGUCUUGUAUGUGUAUUGCAGGGCACACUGCACAAUUUUGUAAAUGAAAUCUUGGCUAUAUUCUGUGACAGACUGUACAAAGCCACAUGCAGCAAGUCAGAUCAUAAGAUAAAGAUUGUUUGGACCUAUUAUACUGAAAAAUGAGGUCAUCCAUAUGCAUUUGUUUUUUGCUGAGAAAAUAAGGUCAUGUAACUUAAAAAUGCUUUGGUGUAAUAGUGACAAUGUUUUUCACAAAGGCACUAAAUUGACCGCUGUGGAGCAUAUCUCAUUAAACAUCCAAAGACCACAGGUUUUUGACUAUAGAGUGUACCAGUGCCUUAAGUAUGGCAACCAUGCUAAAAUACCCAGUACAAACCAUAAAGCUUUGUCCAGUGUGGUAGUUGGGUGGCUUUGGCAGUAGUAGCCUGCACUUUAAGUAGCUAUUGAUUCCUCACCUGCAUUAUAAAGUUCAGUUCAUGCAGGUGUGGUUUGCACAGCAUUGUACAGCGAGAAGCCCCAUGGUGGUCAAACCGGUCCAAAAGGCUGGCGAGGAGUGAGCACCUGAUCAAGGUCUAAGAAGGAAAAGCAUCAGACGCACAGGAUGGGCAGCUGUUCAACUCGGCAAAGAAAAAGAAACACACAGAGAGUUAGUUCUGUAAACUGUCUGUGACUCAUCACAGCUUAUGGUGUUAAGAGAGGGCAGCAGAGACUCCGGAAGGUCAAGUUAUUACAGGCUAACUAAAAACGACAGCCAGAAGGGUAACAGAGACAUGAAGGCUCCCGGAGAUGUUAGUGGUAGACUGUGUCACAUCCUGUGAUGUAUGCAGGAGUGUUAGCUUGCUUGUGGCAUGAAUGUAGAAUUAGAGCCAGAGUUUUUUAUUUGAGCAUCUAACUGGCUGAAAUAUGACCUCAGAGGUCAGAGUUAUACACUGUAUUUCCAAAAGUAUUCAGUCGUCUGCCUUCACACGCAUAUGAAAUUGAGUGACAUCCCAUCCUUAAUCCAUAGGGUUUAAUAUGAUGUCGGCCCACCCUUUGCAGCUAUAACAGCU